AUGAGCCUGACCCUCAACAAUAUUGUUUCUUCUCUGCAGAGAAGUGGAACCUUUAUCAACUCUUUGAUUGCAGUGUUGACUAUUGGUGGACAACAGCUGUUCUCUUCAUUCACUUUCAGAUGUCCCUGUCAAGUUGGAAAAAACUUCUAUUAUGGUUCAGCCUUUCUUGUCAUUCCUGCUUUGAUCCUUCUGAUUGCUGGCUAUGCUCUGAGAAACCAAAUGUGGACGAUUACCAGUGAAUACUGUUGCAGCUGUGUCCCCCGCCGCAGGAACAUCAGUCCCUUGGAGCGCAGCCUGGCUUGCCUUAGGAUAUUCAGCAUCACAGGGGGGGCGCUUGUUGCACCAUUAACAUGGCUGGCGGUGACCCUGCUGAAAGGCAAUUACUAUGAGUGUGCAGCAAGUGAAUUUGCAUCUGUGGACCAUUACCCGGAGUUUCAAAAUGUCACUGCCAGCAAACGAGAAGAGAUCCUAGCUGGCUUUCCAUGUGACAGGUCAACUCCUUCUAAUGUGAUCCUAGUAAGAGAUGAAGUAGCUCUUCAGCACAGGUACCAGUCGCAAAUGCUGGGCUGGAUUUUGAUCACCUUGGCAACCAUUGCUACCGUGGUCUCCUGCUGUCUGGCAAGGUGCUGCUCUCCCCUCACCUCUCUGCAGCUUUACUACUGGACCAACCACCUCCAUAAUGAGAGAGAGCUUUUUGAACAAGCCGCAAAGGAGCACUCCAGUCUUCUCAUUGGGCAGCGCAUAAAGAAACUAUUUGGCUUCUGUCCUGGGAGUGAAGAUGUCAGACACAUUCGUAUUCCUUCAUGUCAGGACUGGAGAGAUAUUUCAGCACCUGGUCUUCUAUGCAUGGGUGACACCUCACAGGGGCACUAUAGCUUUCUUGGAGACAGGGUGGUUGAGGAUAAUGAAGACAAACCAGAAGGCAUUGAAUUAAAACCUUGA
Marmota flaviventris (yellow-bellied marmot) is the source of this 942-nucleotide messenger RNA. It is a transcript of the gene Calhm4, whose product is annotated as calcium homeostasis modulator family member 4. Gene Ontology annotation, molecular function: monoatomic cation channel activity. Gene Ontology annotation, cellular component: plasma membrane. NCBI's taxonomy places the organism in Eukaryota, Metazoa, Chordata, Mammalia, Rodentia, Sciuridae. The record is from RefSeq and is a predicted model, not a curated record.